Megalops cyprinoides (Indo-Pacific tarpon) is the source of this 1337-nucleotide messenger RNA. RefSeq lists its product as uncharacterized. The transcript has 14 exons. Gene Ontology annotation, molecular function: nucleotide binding. Bases 40 to 1326 code for a protein of 428 amino acids. The record is from RefSeq and is a predicted model, not a curated record. NCBI's taxonomy places the organism in Eukaryota, Metazoa, Chordata, Actinopteri, Elopiformes, Megalopidae.
GAAGAGGGGUAAGCGUAUCAGAUACAUGGACUUGUCACCAUGGCGUCACCUGUGAAGGUCAUCGUGGUGGGAGCUGGGAACCGUGGAGAGACCUACGCGCACUUUGCCACCCUCCAUCCUGACCGUAUGCGGGUUGUUGGGGUGGCAGAUCCCAGGAUCUUUGCCCGUCAAAAACUACAGAAAGAGCACCACAUAGUAGAGGAGAACGUGUGUGAAGACUGGCGCUGUGUUGCAGAAAGGGAGAGGUUUGCAGAUGCGGUGUUUGUCUGCACUCCUGACCGGCUGCAUAAGGACCCCGCGGUGGCGCUGGCAAAGCGGGGCUACCAUAUCCUGCUGGAGAAGCCAAUGGCCGUGACUGCUGAAGACUGUGCAGAAAUUGUGGCGGCUUGCGUUCAGAACUCUGUGAUGCUGACGGUGUGCCAUGUGCUCCGAUACGACCCCACCAUCCACAAGAUUAAAGAGCUGAUUGACAGGGGAGCGAUAGGGGAUGUGAUCCACAUUCAGCACUUGGAACCGGUGGGAUUUUAUCAUUUUGCUCACUCUUUUGUUCGAGGGAAUUGGCGGAAUGAAGCAGAGAGUUCAUUCGCCCUUUUGGCCAAGUCCUGCCACGAUCUGGACCUCAUUCAUCACUGGGCAGGUGGUCGCAGGUGCAUAAAGGUCUCGUCAUUUGGCUCCCUGAGCCACUUCACCAAAGAACACAAGCCCCCAGGAGCUGCAGAGCGCUGCUUAGACUGUCCAGUAGAGGGAGCCUGUCCAUACUCUGCAUGCAAGAUCUACCUGGACAGAGUAAAAAAGGGUUGGGUGGGCUGGCCGGUGUCGGUAGUGUGCUCCAACUCUGUCCCUGACAUCGAGUCAGUGACGCACUCCCUGCGCACGGGUCCCUACGGCCGCUGCGUCUACCAGUGUGACAAUGACGUCUGCUCCAACCAGGUUGUGAACAUGGAGUUCGAAGGGGGUCUCACUGCUGCCUUCACCAUGGUGGCAUUCACAGAGCAGCUGUGUCAGCGCAAGACCGUCAUCUAUGGGAGCAAGGGGGAGCUCUCCUACGACAGAGAUGGGGUUCGAGUGUUUGACUUCCUCACCCAAAAGGCCAUGGAGCACACAGCGGAUUCUGCGGUGCCUGCGGUCUUUGGCAUGGGAGGCCAUGGAGCGGCUGAUUAUCACUUGGUGGACACUUUCAUCUCUGCUGUUGCAAGUGGAGAUCCUUCCUUGAUUCGCUCAGGCCCGGAAGAGACUCUAAUGAGUCACAGGCUGGUGUUUGAGGCAGAACGCGCCCGUCGGGAGAGCCGGGUCAUUUUCUGUGGCCAGACGAACAGAACAGAGUGACCCGAACAGGA